Molecule: messenger RNA, 1535 nt
Organism: Salpingoeca rosetta
Lineage: Eukaryota; Choanoflagellata; Craspedida; Salpingoecidae
Product: aminotransferase
Exons: 6
Coding region: 27-1535 (502 amino acids)
Source: RefSeq, a predicted model, not a curated record
AAAUCUCUUAUUUCAACACCAGCACGAUGGGGAACAAGCCAUCGCGAGGGCGUGCCAGCAGCAAGACACCCACACCUGGUGUUGGUGGUGGUGAGACCACCAACCCGGUGUCGGUCCUCAAGGGAGAGCCGGAAACCAAGCAGCACCAACUGCAGCAGGCGGCGUUCAUGGCCUCCGUUGAUCAGCAUGAGCAGCACAGCAGCACGAUUGACGAGGUAACCUUGGCGAAAGUCGAGUGCAUUCGCCAGUCCGUCAUUGGAUCAACCGCCACGCUGAAAGGCCCCUUCGGCGCCAAGCCGCUCAUCUACGCAGAUUACACGGCAAGUGGCCGAGCAUUGGGGCUGGUCGAAGACUACAUCCGAGAUGUGGUGUUGCCGCUGUACGCAAACACGCACACGGAAGCAUCUGCCACGGGCCUGCAGACAACACGGCUGCGAGAGGAGGCGCGAGACAUCAUCCGCGAAGCCUGCGGUGGCACACCCCAAGACCAUGCGGUGCUCUUCACGGGAUCCGGGUCGACAGCCGCCAUCGCAGAGCUCAUUGGCGUGCUCGACCUUGACAUCAAGGAUCGCCGGCGUUGUGCAACACAGGGCGCCGUCCCAGAGUCCAAGCGGCCCGUGGUGUUCAUUGGGCCGUACGAGCACCACAGCAACGAGGUGAGCUGGCGGGAGACAACGGCCACGGUCGUCACCAUCCCCGAGACGGCCGAUGGCGCCGUCAACCUUGAUGUGCUCAAGAAGAUGCUCAAGAAGUACAGGAAGCGGCCGCUCAAGAUUGGCAGCUUCUCUGCCGGCUCCAACGUCACGGGCGUGCUGACGGAUGUGCCCGCGCUUGCCACGCUGUUGCACAAGCACGGCGCCCUCGCCUGCUUUGACUAUGCGGCAGCAGCACCGUACGUGGACAUUGACAUGCAGCUUCGCAGCCACCCGUCCCACCACGCGUACCUUGACGCCGUCUUCAUCUCCCCGCACAAGUUUGUCGGUGGGCCGGGCACCCCUGGCGUGCUGGUGGCGCGGCGUGAGCUCUUCCAGAACGCCACCCCUGUGCACCCCGCUGGCGGCACGGUGGAGUUUGUGUCGCCCACGCGCCACAAGUACAAGGCGGACAUUGAGACGCGCGAGGAGGGCGGCACACCAGACAUUGUCGGCUCCAUCCGCUGCGGUCUCGUCUUCAAGCUCAAGAUGGACAUUGGCGUGCACAACAUCCACGCCCUGGAGAUGGCUGCACUCUCGGCGGCGCUCAAGGUAUGGACGAAGAAUCCAAAUAUUGUGCUUCUUGGCAACCAGACACUGCCCAAGCUGACCAUCACCAGCAUCGUCAUUCGCGUCGGCAAACGCUACCUGCACCACAACUUUGUCGUGGCCUUGCUCAACGACCUCUUUGGCAUCCAAUCCCGUGGAGGCUGUUCGUGUGCGGGCCCAUACGGGCAUCGCCUGCUGCACGUGACUGCACAGGAGUCGGACAAGUUCUCCGCGGAGAUUGCAAAGGGAGCAGAGGGCAUCAAGCCAGGAUGUGAUGACGGCAGCGAUGACUGA